AUGUCCUCUUCCGAUCCUCCCUCACCGACACCGGCUGCCAAGUCCUUUCGAGUCUGUCUGAACUGUCGGCGGAAGAAGAAGCGUUGCGACAAAGCUCUCCCGACGUGUGGCAGAUGCGCAUACUCCAACGAACUAUGUGUACAUGAAGGCGACGGCUCUUCCGAAGAGCGCUCUCUCGAUUUCGAGUCACUCACCAUCCAGUCGAUACAGCGACGCUCACCAUACCCAUCUGAGUCGGGCUAUGAACUAGGGACGCCUCUGACCUCCUUCAACCCCCAGUCCUUCGCACCCCUAGCAGCCGGGGACGAGAUACACACUUUCAUCUUUCGUACCAUGGUCGAGACCAUUGGCAACCGGGCGAACAUUGAGCAGGUGGUGACCAGUUACUUUGUAAACGUGAACACGUGGUAUCUCGUCCUCGACCGGCCGGCCUUCGAGGUCCGGCUGCGGGAACUCUGGGCCAACCCGUCCGCCGACGUGUGCCUCGUGGUGCUGUGCAUGUUCCUUGUCAACAAGCUGCCGCGGGACAGUCCCAGCGGGACCAUGCGCGACGGACUCUAUCUGUCGGUGAAAUCAGCCCUGGCGCUUGUCGAGGCCCAAGUUACGCUCUCGAUUUCCCUGCUGCAGUCUAGGCUCCUGAUCGCGCUGUACGAGAACUCACACUCGAUGACGCAGCAGGCGUUUGUCACGCUGGGCAGCUGCGUCCAGAUGACGCGGGCAUUUGGCUGGAACAGGCCCGGCUUCUGGAGCGAGGACCGGCAGAGGGAGCAUCCCCAAGAACUGAAGGACUGCUGUCUCAUCUGGUGGACCAUGGUGGCUUUCGACUGCCAAAACGCGAUUGCUUAUCCGAGCAUUAAGUAUCCGUUGAGCACGGUGGAAGUUGAUUUCCCCAUUCCAGAUCCGAGUGUCUUCAACAACCUCCUUUACCCAAGAUCGGAGCUCAGCCUCCACACAGACCAAUUUCUCGGCGAGAUUCUCUAUGAGGAAUGCCCCCUGGCCAAGUCGGCAGGGUAUGCCCAACAGGUCCUGCGAGGCAGGCUCCAGGCGGGCUCCCCCGCAAGGAGGCAUCACGAGCUCUCAGACGCCAUCACGGCACACGUGCUCAACAUCAUGUCUGGCCCCUGGGACACUGGGCACAGGUUCCUAUCUGUGACUCUUGCCUUCAUCUCCACCAUGAUGCUCCACGAGCCAUAUCUCCAAGCCGCUGCCCUGUCAAAGGAUGGUCCGUACGCCCGAUCGCUAGAAACCGUUGCUUCGAUUGUCGACUCUGUCUACCACAUCUCGCAGACCAUGAACGCCAACGAUGCUCUACAGGCACCGGAACCGCUCACUCCAGGGGGUGCCCUCUGCAUAUACUAUGCUGCGCGAUUACUGAUCGUGCACGGAGGAGUGGUCCUCAAUGGCACCGGAGUGCAGUGGAUGGUAAAGGUGCAGAGCUUUAGAAGAAGUUUAGAGAUCUUUAGAAGGAGGUGGUCAGUUGCAGAUACUUAUCUCCGACAACUUGACCAGGCGUUACACGAACGGGCAACUCAAUCACGGAUGCCGUAA
Thyridium curvatum is the source of this 1548-nucleotide messenger RNA. RefSeq lists its product as uncharacterized. Lineage: Eukaryota; Fungi; Ascomycota; Sordariomycetes; Thyridiales; Thyridiaceae. Gene Ontology annotation, biological process: DNA-templated transcription; regulation of DNA-templated transcription. The transcript is spliced from 5 exons. Gene Ontology annotation, cellular component: nucleus. The record is from RefSeq and is a predicted model, not a curated record. Bases 1 to 1548 code for a protein of 515 amino acids. Gene Ontology annotation, molecular function: DNA binding; DNA-binding transcription factor activity, RNA polymerase II-specific; zinc ion binding.